AUGGCUGAACCUCAGGAUGGAAAGCCGGCGCGCUAUCGUUCGCAACGAAAGGCUCCAGCUACUUCUACACCGCAAACAACAGCCGACGAAGGCAUAGGUAGAAGCAGGUCUCGCUACCACAAAACACGCCCUGGUGCUGCCCAUACUCAGGAACAACAACCCCUCCACGAUUCCACGAACGAAGCACCUAUUUUUCCGACUAGAAGUCGUUCCACUCGUGGCAGUCGUGGUAGAGACGGAUCACGCGACGUAGAAGCUGGCGCCCUCGAUUCUGGUGAUGAUGGCUACGGAAGCAUGCGAUCUCAACACAAGAGCUUGGAAAAGUCAAAAUCUCCUCCGACAGAAGACAUAAUGGCCAGGGCAAGAGCUCAAGCUCCUACACAAAUCCGCGCAAAAGUCGAGAACUUCAUACCCGAUCAGGAAGAGGGCGAAGUCUCGGCCGAAGAAACAGCUGGCUGUUUUGGAAUGUUCGGUCGUAAAAAGAAGAAGAACCCAAGUCGAAAUGCUGCUGCCAAACCGCUCAAUUCUCGUCCAGCCGUAAGCAAGCCGGAUGGGCCUCCAGUUAUCAGACCAGGUGGUGGUGGCAUAGUGCCCAUGACAGAUGCACCCAUUUCAGCACUGAAUGGCGCACAAGAAGGAAGCAGAUGUAACGGAAGACCCGCUUUCGAACUGCCCGUCGGGCCAACAACUUCUGCUGCAGAUCUCAUAGCAUCAGCCGCCAACUGUUUAUCCGAGCCUAUUGACCUCAAGACAUCCGUUCUUCUUGAAAAAUUCACGUCAAAGGUGGAUGUGACACGACCGCUAAGACGCUAUGAAUACGUUUUCGAUGUUAUGAACUCUUGGGACGAAGAUGGUGACAAUUCGUUGCAGAUCGUGCCUGCUCACGUUUUGACUAGCAAUCCAAGCAACCUGAGUCUCGCCAACGUUCCUCGUGAGAAACCAAGAGAAGCUUCGUUCUUGAUGCAGCAUUCGCAAAAACCAGGCACCUGGAACAAGCGUCUGAUCACCAUCCGUCAAGAUGGUCAACUCGUUGCUGCUAAGCCCAACAAAGAGUCAGAAACCACCAACAUCGGUCAUCUCACUGACUUCGAUAUCUACAAUCCUACAGCUAGAUUCACGUCUAAGAUGCUAAAACCUCCAAAGAAAAUCUGCUUUGCCGUUAAGAGCCAACAAAAGUCUGUCAUAUUCCAACAAGACUCCAAAUCAGUAUACGUCCAUUUCUUCUGUACAUCCGACGAAAUUCUUGCCAAUAGCUUCCACGACGCCGUACAGAGCUGGCGCAGUUGGUAUCUACAUCAUGCCAAGGAUGAGGGUAAGAAGAAGACGGCUUCUGGACUGGGUCGAUCCUCUAGCAAAGCGACAAAACAGCCAAAGCAACCUGCUCACGCUCACCAACCCUCAACUGGAUCGAUGGAUGCUCACUAUCAACUGGGCAGCUACAAACCGCUCAUGGACCUUGAGAAGUUUGAAAGACCCUCUUCGUCAAGGGGCCAAGAUACCGCAUCCGGUGCUCCUGCACGGAAACCUUCAGUACGAGAGCGUGCAAGCCAUCCCUCUGUUUUAUCCCAACAGCAGAAACUGGCGGAUGAUGAACCUCUUGGCAAGUUUGCAGGAAACAGAAGAGCUUCGGUCGAUCAAGAUUCUUCUGAGAGAGAAGCAUUUGCAGGAGAUGGAUUGCUCGGCAGAAGUUACUCUACUCGUCAAAAAGCUGCCGCAGAACGAGAAGCUGCAGCGAAAAAUCCCUGGGCCACAGGUCCUUCGUUGCUAAGCGGCAAUCAAGCAGAAACACUGACUCGCCAAGGCUCUGUCAAGCGAACAGGGUCUACACGGCGUACUGAAGGCCAUGGCACUGAUCUCAAGCAUCGUCCUUCCACUCGUGAGCGUCUCAUGGCAGCUGAUGACGGACUCAAGCGGUCUGGAUCAACCCGCGCAAAGGAUCCGGCAAAGCCGCUGAUUGAUCUCACUCCCAAAUACCAGCCGCCACCUCAACAUUCGAGGAAAGGUAGAGGUGUCCAUCCUGACCAAGUUGGACCUGGAGGAUUGAUCGACAAUGCAACGACUCCCGAUCAGCCUUAUCAAAUUCCAUCUUCUCAUGAUUGGCGUGGUAAUCGAGCCAGUGGCCCUACAGCAGCCAGCGCAGGAGUUAGUCGCCAACGAUCCUUGGCUCAAAGACCUGGGCAUGACUCAACCGACGAUGCUUUUACCGGUUAUGGUCUUCUAAACAACGCUCGCGGUGGCUAUGAUGGUAAAGCUUCUGUCGGCAGAGGUGUCAUGAGCGGCAACAGAAACGCACGAGAGCCCAUGAUUGAUGUGUCGGAAGAGGGUAAGUACGUCUCCGGCAGUCUCCUUAACCAGGUUGCCAGGAAAGAAAGAGAAGAAGGCAGAGGUGGACCUGUCAUUGAUCGCAGCAGAUAG
Aureobasidium musti is the source of this 2415-nucleotide messenger RNA. NCBI's taxonomy places the organism in Eukaryota, Fungi, Ascomycota, Dothideomycetes, Dothideales, Saccotheciaceae. The record is from the annotation of a GenBank genome assembly.